Histoplasma capsulatum G186AR is the source of this 912-nucleotide messenger RNA. Its product is annotated as ras-like GTP-binding protein RYL2. Gene Ontology annotation, cellular component: endomembrane system. NCBI's taxonomy places the organism in Eukaryota, Fungi, Ascomycota, Eurotiomycetes, Onygenales, Ajellomycetaceae. The record is from RefSeq and is a predicted model, not a curated record. Gene Ontology annotation, biological process: intracellular protein transport. Bases 1 to 912 code for a protein of 303 amino acids. Gene Ontology annotation, molecular function: GTPase activity; GTP binding. The transcript has 2 exons.
AUGAGCUCCAGUCUCGAGGCGAAGAUCGUUGUCCUGGGUGCCCAAGGUGUUGGGAAGACAUCCCUCGUCCAACGUUAUGUGAGAAAUGCUUUUAAUCCGGCUACAACCACUUCCACGGUCGGCGCCUCCUUCGUCACUAAACGCGUCCUCGACACAACCUCGGACACUCUCGUCCGUCUGCAGAUCUGGGACACCGCCGGCCAGGAACGUUUCCGCAGUAUCUCCCGCCUCUAUUACCGGGGGGCUAACGCCGGCCUGCUAUGUUACGACAUCACAGACGAGAGUAGCUUUCAGGAAAUGACCGGCUGGCUAGUUGAGCUGAAACAGAACCUGGGUGAAGACUUCCCCAUCGUCAUCCACGUCGUGGGCACCAAAUCGGAUAUCGUAGCGGAUGACCCUAACCUACGUCAGGUCCCCUUUGAACGCACCAUCGCGUACGUUGCGGAACAACUUUACCCGUCCCAAGCGUCCACCCCACCUCCCAGCUCCGGCCUGGGCAUCACCAGCAGUUCCGCCUUCGGAACCUCAAACCCAAUCUACAACCCAGGUGCAGAGAGCAAGCGAAGUAGCGGCUUCUGGGGCCAGGAUAUUGGUUGGGACUGCUGCCACGAGAUCAGCGCCAAGGACGGCGAGGGGAUCGAGGAGGUCUUCCGUGUCAUCACCCGCAAGCUUGUCGAGCAGCGGAAUAAAAUGGUAGACGCAGACACAGGCCAUCGGGGUGGGUCGGGCGGCUCGGAGAGAGUUCCCUCGCACACUCCCGGAGCCGUGCCUGAUGGGAACAGUAGCUUGCGCGGCGGGACAGCAGAUAAAAGACGGAGUUGGCUCGGGUUUCCCCCUGGUCUGGUGCUGGGCGAGGAACUUGUCGACGUACCGGUCGGGUCGACUCAGACUCGGCAGGCGAGGUGCUGCUGA